Messenger RNA from Nanorana parkeri, 1719 nucleotides. RefSeq names its product EF-hand domain family member B (gene EFHB). The coding region runs from base 1 to 1719 and encodes 572 amino acids. NCBI's taxonomy places the organism in Eukaryota, Metazoa, Chordata, Amphibia, Anura, Dicroglossidae. The record is from RefSeq and is a predicted model, not a curated record. Gene Ontology annotation, molecular function: calcium ion binding. The transcript is spliced from 13 exons.
AUGGGCGCCCUGAAAGACGAACCCCCGGCUCUCAUCUACCAAGGAAAAUUUGUAGAUCGCUCCUCUCAUGUCCGUUCUGCUGGAAAGCUAUUUCCUAUUGGAGAAAGAGCAGCAGGCUGUCUGACUGAGAUCUACCCAAGGCCUUCAACCCCCCCUGUCGUCCAGAAGUUUCUUAACACCAGACGCUCCAAUCCUGGCGCUCGGACUGUAUUCUAUGGCAAAGCAAAUGAUCCUAAUGUGGAGAAUGACAUAGUGCAUGGUGUUAGUACCCAUCAAUCUCUUAAUGCUGGUUCAUUAAUAAAUAGACAAUCAAAAACAUUGUUCCAGCAAAAAUUAAUGGAGAAGAGAGAGUCAAUAUAUUCUAGUCAUAAGCGAACACCACUUGGAAGAUCACAUGACCAAACCAUCAUGUUUCCUCCCACCAUGAAUGUUAAUGAAAUGAUAUUUGGGAAGAAGAAUAAAAGAGGUUUUUCGGCAGGGGUACUAAUUUAUCCUUCUAAGGACAAGCAAGAACUAGAGGAAGAAGCACGCAGAGGACAUGAUAUUUAUGUGGUCACACAUAAUGAUUAUGAUGUAGGUGAAAAAAAGGACCGAAAAUAUGACUGGACAAAAUUCAGAAAGGACAGAACAUUUGGCAUUGAAACACCUCAUUUUAAUGAUGGCAGGAAUGUUGCAAAAUCUGUAAGAUGGCUUCAAGAAAUCAAAACGAAUGAAGCUGCUAACAUAGUUUCUAAAAGGGUGGAUGAUUUUCGUGAGCGUACUCAACAUCAACUUGGGAAAGUUCUUGAUCCCAUUGCAGAUACUUUGAAUGUUCCUGCUGAUCAUACUUUUGGUAUUCUUCUUCGCCCUGAAAAAUAUGGAGUGGGGGAUAUUAUUCACAAUAGAGAACCUAAAGACUUCUUGCGUAGUAAGGACAAGCACAGAGCCAUCCUGGCAGCUGUUCAGCAACACUUGAAGAAAGCAAACUAUCAUCACUUUGGCUCAUUGCUGGAAGCUUUUAGGCAUUAUGACAAGAAUGGUGAUGGAAAAAUUGAUAAGGAAGAGUUAAAAGAUGCAUGUGUGACGUUUGGUCUACAUCUGGACCCUAAUGUCCUGGACUACCUUGUUGAAUAUUGUGAUGAAGACAAGGAUGGUUUGAUUAACUUUGUAGAGUUUGCUAAUUUUUUAACCUGGAAAGAUAAAAUGUCAAUCGGAAAACUGGAAGAAAAAAUACUAACACAAGAAUGCCUGUUAAAACCUGAAGAAAUUGUUUUGAAAGAAGAAGGGGGAUCUGAAAAGACAACAAAAACUUUGUUGAAGGGUCAACGGACGCCAGACGUUUAUGAAACAUCCUCUUCUAGGAUUGGUGCUGCAACAACUGCUCCAAGUUCUAUUUAUUCUAGGACCUAUGGUGUUCCUACUGUUCGAACAGAUAUUGCCGCUCCUCGGUUUCGUAGGAUUAGUGACAGGAGCAACUAUGGAGAUGUAUCUAAUGCCUUUGGACUCCUUUGUCCAUCCAUCUUUACACAGAAAAUGGUCUACGAUCGUGAUAUUUUUAAAUCCCGUCCAAAGGAAGAGAUUGCACAGAUACUACGGAACAUAGGUGUACAUAUUCCAGAUGAUCACUUUGAAACACUAUGGGAUAUGGCUACAAAGAGACACCCGAAAGGAGAAGUGUCUGUUGAGACAAUAAGGGGUGUUCUAGAUGACAUGCAUACAAACCCUAUUUUACUUUCUUGA